AUGAUCAUAAUAUGCACAGUAAUGCUAAACUAUACAACUGCGCCGUCCUUGAAGAACAAGUCUAUCUCCAGGGAAUUGUAUAUAACGAACUGGAACGGGUACAAGCUGCCCCAUCCAAUAUCAGUGAGCGAGAUGAAGAAGAUCCUAAAUAAAAUAUCACUAUACAGGACAUUACAGUACUGUCCGUUUGCCAAUAACGAAACCUGUCUGCAAGUACAUUAUAAAAGUGUCGUUGCCAAAAUAAUUGAAGAUGUUGUUGGCUUAAACAAACGUAUAGAAAGGAGAGCAAACCAAACGAUCACAAAUCGAACGUCAGCAAAUAAAAAGUUCAAAGACUCGGAAAAGAAGUUAUCUUCCAAGAAGAAACGGUUUCAUAAAGUGUCAGGCUAA
This is a messenger RNA of Leptosia nina, 390 nucleotides long. The record is from the annotation of a GenBank genome assembly. NCBI's taxonomy places the organism in Eukaryota, Metazoa, Arthropoda, Insecta, Lepidoptera, Pieridae.